This is a messenger RNA of Pediculus humanus corporis (human body louse), 1485 nucleotides long. Its product is annotated as Tektin-3, putative. The transcript is spliced from 8 exons. The record is from RefSeq and is a predicted model, not a curated record. Gene Ontology annotation, cellular component: nucleus; microtubule cytoskeleton. Gene Ontology annotation, biological process: cilium assembly; cilium movement involved in cell motility. Bases 1 to 1485 code for a protein of 494 amino acids. Lineage: Eukaryota; Metazoa; Arthropoda; Insecta; Psocodea; Pediculidae.
AUGCAAAAUUGGAGUACCGUUGGAGUGGAACCUUGUAUGGAGCAAACCAUGGGUCCAGGUGUUCCACCAAGGGUUGGUCAGUUUCAUCAAACUCCAAAAAAUCAUCCGUGGAGACCCACUUUGGGAUAUGAAAAUGUUGAAGUUACUCCAUUGCCUAUGCAACCGGUUACUAAUUCUCUGUUAGAUACAUGCUAUACCCCUACAGGAAUGGCCACUGAGCCAUUAAGGUUCCCUAACUUAGUGACAGGUUUUGAUAGAAAUCCUGCUAAUGCAGCCAGAGCAGCUCUUUAUACAAGAUAUACUCCAUAUGAAUGGACGCAGAAUAAUAUUAGUCAGUAUAAUGAAGCAGAUUCAAACAGAAACUUUUCUGAAAAAGCUAGGGCAGAUGCCUGUCGUGUAAUGAGAGAAGCAGAUGAACUUGCAAAUUCAGCACAACGUGAAGUAGGUAGAAGAAUUGGGGAAAGGAUAAAUGACUUAACUUUUUGGACAAGUGAACUACAGAAUGAAUUGGAAAAAAUGGUACAAGAAUCAAAGUUAUUGCAAGAUUCAAGAAGAGUAUUGGAAAAAACUAUACAAGAUUUAGAAGCACCUUUACACAUUGCUCAAGAAUGCCUUUAUCAUAGAGAAAACAGAACAGGAGUGGAUCUCGUUCAUGAUGAAGUUGAACAAUCACUCCUUCGCGAAAUAAAUCUAAUCAAAAAAUGUCAGGCAGAACUUCAUUGUUUAUUUAAAAAACUCAAGGAUCAGCUGCGUAAUAAUAGGGCUUCUCAACAUGAAUUAGAAAGAGAUUUGAGAAUGAAGGAACAAGCCAUGGGUAUUGAUAAUCUUGCGCAUUCUUUAAAUAAUUUUUCCAGAGGUAUUAAUUAUUACGGUGGAAUAGAAAAUUAUGACAACACAAUCACAACGCCAGAGACGUGGAUUGAAUUUUCUAAUCAAAACAUACAAAAAUCACAAGCUGAGCGAGCAAAAUCAGCUCAAAUUCGAACUGAUACUGAUAAUAUAAUUAACGCUCAUGCAAAUGAUUGUUGGAACGCUUGGACUUCCACAAAUGCUGCAUUAGAACGUCGAGCAAACGAAAUGUUGGAUGCUAAGCAAAAAUUACAGAUGCAUCUUCACAAGAUUCAACGUGAGAUAUUUGAUGUGGAGAAAAAUAUUGAAAUGUUGAGAAAAUCAAUCCAAGAUAAAUCUUUGCCAUUAAAAGUAGCUCAAACGAGACUUGAAGCAAGAGCUCACAGGCAAGAGAUUGAAUUAUGUCGAGAUCCAGCUCAAAACAGAUUAGUAAUUGAAAUUAAAGAUAUUCAAGAUUCCAUUGAAAAACUUCAUUUAAAACUUCAAGAAGCAGAAGCUCAACAUCAGCAACUUUUAAAAACGAGAAGCAAUCUCGAGUCAGAACUUGCAAAUAAAGUAAAUUCAUUAUUUAUCGAUAGAGAAAAAUGUCUUGGAAUGAGAAGAUCUUAUCCUAUAACAGCAACUAUUAAAUAUUAA